Messenger RNA from Epithele typhae, 1023 nucleotides. Its product is annotated as terpenoid synthase. The coding region runs from base 1 to 1023 and encodes 340 amino acids. Lineage: Eukaryota; Fungi; Basidiomycota; Agaricomycetes; Polyporales; Epitheliaceae. The record is from RefSeq and is a predicted model, not a curated record. The transcript has 4 exons.
AUGUCUAACACCAUCACCCUUUCCGACACCCUCGCCGUUUGGCCAUACCCCCGUCGUAUCAAUCCCCACUACGAGACUGUUUCGCUUGAGUCGGCGACAUGGUUCCGCGGAUUCCACGCGUUCAACUCGUGCUCGCAGCGUGCAUUUGACAGCUGUGACUUUGAUCUUCUCACCGCGCUCACCUAUCCUUCACUGAGCAAGGAACACCUCCGCGUGGCAUCCGACACCAUGAACGCUUUCUUCGUCUUCGACGAGUACACGGACACGCUUCCGGGAGACAGCGUUCGCGUCCUCGCGGACAUCACCAUGGACGCCAUGCUCCACCCCGAAAAGCCUCGGCCGGCGACCGAGUCGAUCUUAGGAGAAAUCACUAGACAGUUCUGGCUGAACGCGCUCAAGUGCUCGACGCUGACUUUCCAGCGGCACUUCAAGCGCGAGUGGCAGCUCUACGUCGACUCGGUCGUCGAAGAGGCCCGAGACAGGGACCACACUCGCUUCCGGACUGUCGAAGAGCAUCUCGCACUUCGGCAUUUCACGGCCGGGAUUCUGCCAUCACUCGUGAUGACCGAGCUCGGGCUCAACAUCCCCCAAGACGUCUACGACAACACGUCGCUCGUCGACCUGCGCAACACGAUCUCCGACAUCGUCGCCCUGGACAACGACAUGCUCUCCUACAACAAGGAGCAGGCGGUCGGCGACGACCUCCACAGCAUCGUGACGCUCAUCAUGCACGAGCACGGCCUCGACCUUCCUAGCGCGCUCGUGCACGGCGAGGCGCUGCACGCGGCGAUGGUGCGCCACAUCCUCGACGACCUCCUGCCCACGCUGCAGGCGCUCGACGUGCCGCUCGCGGUCGCCGCUGACCUUGCGGUCUACAUCGGCGGGAUGCUCGAGUGGCCGCGCGGGAACGUCUGUUGGCACUUCGAGUCCACGCGGUACUUCGGCUCGGACGGGGCCCGGGUCCAGCGCGAGCGCGUCGUCGAGCUCUACCCGAGAUGCUGCGUUUCCGCCCUUCGCGCCUGA